GGGUUCCCUCCCGGGUCCGCAGUAGAAACACUGCCCUCUCCCUUCUUGACCCCUGUUCCUUCCUCCGCUCCUUCCUUUCCUCCCGCCGCCGUCGCUUCAGGCGCCGCUGUUCCCGGAGGAUCUCCCAGCACAGUGAUGGGGUCUCGGGCCUCCACGUUACUGCGCGACGAAGAGCUCGAGGAGAUCAAGAAGGAGACCGGCUUUUCCCACAGUCAGAUCACUCGCCUCUACAGCCGGUUCACCAGCCUGGACAAAGGAGAGAACGGGACUCUCAGCCGGGAAGAUUUCCAGAGGAUUCCAGAACUUGCCAUCAACCCAUUAGGGGAUCGGAUCAUCAAUGCCUUUUUUCCAGAGGGAGAGGACCAGGUAAACUUCCGUGGAUUCAUGAGAACUUUGGCUCAUUUUCGACCUAUUGAGGAUAAUGAAAAGAGCAAAGAUGUAAAUGGACCGGAACCACUCAACAGCCGAAGCAACAAACUGCACUUUGCUUUUCGACUAUACGACUUGGAUAAAGAUGACAAGAUCUCACGUGAUGAGCUGUUACAGGUGCUACGCAUGAUGGUUGGAGUGAAUAUCUCAGAUGAGCAGCUGGGCAGCAUCGCAGACAGGACCAUCCAGGAGGCUGAUCAGGAUGGGGACAGUGCCAUAUCUUUCACAGAAUUUGUUAAGGUUUUAGAGAAGGUGGACGUAGAACAGAAAAUGAGCAUACGAUUUCUUCAUUAAAGGAUGGAGACCAAACUGUUCCUUGCUUUCUAGUAUUUAAGAACUGGAACUUGAGAGUCCUCCUGUCCACUACCCCCACCUCCACCCCAUUUUUUCCCUUCUCCCCAAGUACUACUGCUGUUGCAUGACAACCCCAAAUAUGUUCUGUCAAAACAAACCUACCUUUGGUGUAUAAACAGGGCAUUACAGAAUGGUACACCCAGUCUAUUUCUGUUAAGUAUCCGUUCACCAGUUUUCCAUUUAUAAAUAUCAUCUUCCUCCAUUCUGUUGCUGAAUGUCACACAUCCAUCCAGUCUAAGAAAGUGAGAGAGAGAAUCAUGCCAAGAACCAGCCAGCAAAGCUCUUUCACUGGAUGUCAGCUGCAGCCAUGCCGCCUUCCCUCCAGCGAGGCUUCAGCACGCUUCUUCAUCCCUUUAUAUGUCCUUUGCUUCCUACUUCCCUGUCACCCAACAUAGCAUUCACUUCAUCUUUCAGUCUCCUAGCUUCUUACUGAGCCUCAAAAUCCCCCCUGUUCUACUUGGCACCCCAAGCUGUGCCGGUUAAAUAUAUUUCUGACUUGGCAGGAUAGUUCAGUGGUCUGGUAGCUUUUAUCUACCUUCAUUCUUAAAUGGGUCUCUGGGAUGUUGCCUCUCCAGGAGCUUUUCAGUAACCAACACUUUUCUCAGAAGAAUAUGACCAUCUCUUGGUCCCCUGCACUCUGCUCUGUCAUCAAAGGGCUGCUAGAUGGAGAUGUCUUUCUUGAAAGGUGGCCCUGGUGAGAGGUAUAGAGCCAGGUCUUCUAUGUGGCUUGCCCAGGUUGCUCUACCUCUGGCCUCUGAUUCUCAACUUAUGUGCCUAUAUGGCUCCUCUUGUUAGUGCAGUGUUGACCAUUCAGAAAAUAGCCAUAUGCCUGCAGGUUUUCUUAGAUUUGAGACACCGUCACCUCCAGAAUGGCUGCUCUGACAGUAUGCUUGGGGACUUUCUCAUGGCUUUCUGAACAAGAAGGCUGGGCACCCAAUAAAGCCUCCUUCAUUCACACCUCUGCAGCAUGGUUUAUGCCUCGGUGUCAUGUGCACUGGAAUGUUUUUCACUUCACAGUUCCAAGUAGAAAGAUUAGUGUUACGGAAGUGCCUAACUUAUCCCAGUCUAAAAGACUUAAAGACUGUCCUCAGUGUCUUGAAGUUUUGCACAGAAUUCUUUAUGAAUUUUACAUUUGGCAAAUGUUAAUUCUGGAAGCCAUAGUCAGUUCCUAAUACAGGUCCAAAGCAUUGAAUGUAUUGUAUCAUUAGCUGCCUGGUUACAUUAGCUUCCUAGCUCCUCAUGUAAACCACUGCUAAUCCCUUAGAAACAAGGGGUCCAGCACUGGUGGCACAACCUAAGGUGGCAUUACAGGUCUUCGAGUGAGCCAGAGCAACUUCUCUGCCAAAGUCAGUUUAGUUUAGAUUUCAUUGAAUCAGGCUGUUACCAUCCUAAUGUAUGUCUGUAUGAGUCUAUUUAUUCAUAUAUCUGUCCUUGGCUGACUUUCUCUGACUCUUUGCUUGCUUGCUUGUUUCCUUGCUUUGGAAGGCUAUCCCAAGACGUAUACACUAUUCUUUAGGAGGGGAUUUCUUAAAAAAAUACCACUGCAAAGGGAUAGGGAAGGGUGGAGAACUGGACGGUGGCCAGGCUGGAUGGCUCAAGUAUAAAUGAAUGAGGAAUUUUUAUGAAGUAUCAGUCUGACUUUGUGAUCAAGUUAUGUAAUAUAAGAAUUAUAUAAAAGGGAAGAAUUGUCUGAUACUGAUCUGUUAGAGAGGUACUUCAGAGGCUCCUUGAUUUGCAUAUUUAAAGUUCCUAAAAUUAAGGCUUUUUCCCUCUUUUGGCUGUGUAGCAAACUGUUUCAAUCCACAGUUGUGCCUUAUUGUUCCAUUAAAAUUGUAUUCUUUGACCCAUCAAUAAAUACUUGUGGUUAAAACAAAA
Molecule: messenger RNA, 2658 nt
Organism: Galeopterus variegatus (Sunda flying lemur)
Lineage: Eukaryota; Metazoa; Chordata; Mammalia; Dermoptera; Cynocephalidae
Gene: CHP1
Product: calcineurin-like EF-hand protein 1
Exons: 7
Coding region: 136-723 (195 amino acids)
Molecular function (GO): calcium ion binding
Source: RefSeq, a predicted model, not a curated record